GAGACAGAGGCUUUGCUGCAUGCAACAAGCUCUCCAGACCUGCUCUGAUUCCAGCCUCAGGCAUCAUCUGGUACCAUGGAGACCCCUCUUGCCAUCUGCCUCUUCUUCGCUAUAUUCAUAGCUAGGGGAGUGUCUCUGCAAUGUCAGACUUGUAGCACAGCUGGGAAGGCUUGUGACGGACGGAUGGAGACAUGUGCCUCUGCCAAUGACACUUGUGGCAUCAUCCAGGCAGAGUUACCCAAACCAACCAACCACAAGAUUGUGAAGAAAUGCAUCCCAUCAAAUGAUUGUGACAAGGGCAUCGCUAUCAUAGAUAUGGGCAAGAAUAGAAUCGAAAUGAGAAAGGUCUCCUGCUGUUCGGGAGAAGACUGUCAGAAGAAGCCUCUCUCCUGGACAAUGCCGACCAGGAAGACCACACCAUCCAGUGCCAAGAAAUGCCCAGCAUGCCAUCCUGAGGGAAAUGCAUGCAAAGAAGAGACCAUUGAAUGUACUGGAGAUGGUGAGGACUAUUGUGCCCAGGUGUAUCAGCACGUGACAGAUGCAGGAGGAAAAACCACCACCACCAUUAUGAAGGGCUGUGCUAACGAGGCUUUCUGCAACAGCAUGCAGACUUUCUUCCCUACUGGCGUGACUCAAGUGAGCACUGACGGGAGCAAAGAGAAGGAACAGCAGCAGCCUCUGUUCACCUUGCCUCUUUCUCUGGGCAGCUGUGCAGAUUGGGCCCAAAGGAAGACAUCAAGUGAAUGGACAGUGGCAACAGCAGUCAGGACUAUGUGA
This is a messenger RNA of Elgaria multicarinata webbii, 777 nucleotides long. Its product is annotated as phospholipase A2 inhibitor and Ly6/PLAUR domain-containing protein-like. The transcript has 6 exons. The coding region runs from base 76 to 777 and encodes 233 amino acids. NCBI's taxonomy places the organism in Eukaryota, Metazoa, Chordata, Lepidosauria, Squamata, Anguidae. Gene Ontology annotation, molecular function: phospholipase inhibitor activity. Gene Ontology annotation, cellular component: extracellular region. The record is from RefSeq and is a predicted model, not a curated record.